AUGGUCGGCUGUUGGGUGCGGCAGUGUAGCAAACAAGCAGAUAGGGGGGGUGGCUUGCCUUACAGAAUGGGAAACACUCCGGGGACCGCACGAGCACAGCAAGGCACCCUCCAGGACAGUGAGUGCCUUGCCCUGCAAGCCGCCUUGCUGAAAUCCGCGCCGCGUCUGCCAAAUGGCGCGGUGCUGCUGCCGUGGCUCCUCGACGGGUUGCAUGCACGCACAGGCUUGACAGGGACCCCCAUCGAGGACGGCGGUUUGUGUGGCAUUGCUCAGACGAACCCAGCCUCGCACGGCGGCACACGCGCAGGCGUUCGAACGGGCGCUCGCAGAGGCCCACUGCUUGUGCGAGCCGCGAGGGACAGCCAGUAG
Molecule: messenger RNA, 369 nt
Organism: Purpureocillium lilacinum
Lineage: Eukaryota; Fungi; Ascomycota; Sordariomycetes; Hypocreales; Ophiocordycipitaceae
Source: RefSeq, a predicted model, not a curated record